ACAAUACCCAUUCAGAGUCAUCUGCCAGUUUCGGGAAAAGCAGAGUGUAUAGAGAGGGGAAGUUAAGAAAAGCAUCUCAAAGAAAAAAUGUUAGACAUCAUUCAAUUCAUAAACCAGCAAAUAAGCUUUUUAAAUCCUCUCUAUCUUACGAUUGCAGUCCUCUCCUUCCUUUUCUUCGCUUAUUUCCUCAUCAAAUGGCUCACUUCUUCCCCUCACAGAAACCCACCGCCUUCCCCACCAAAACUCCCAAUCCUUGGAAACCUCCAUCAACUUGGGAAAAACAUUCACCGCUCUCUUUCAUCACUCGCCCAGCGUUAUGGCCCUGAUCUCAUGCUGCUUCAUUUUGGCAGCAAGCCAGUCGUUGUUGUCUCAUCAUCAGAUGCUGCACGAGAGAUCGUGAAGACGCACGAUAUUGCUUUCUCAAGCAGACCCACCACCGCUGUAUACCGGAGACUUCUCUACAAUAACAAGGAUGUCGCGGGUGCACCGUAUGGCGAGUAUUGGAGACAGAUGAGAAGUAUUUGCGUGCUCCACCUCCUUAGUAAUAGAAGAGUUCAAUCUUACAGAAGCGUAAGAGAAGAAGAAGUAGGAGUGUUGAUAGAGAAGAUCAAACAAUUCUCAUCAAAAUCUUUGCCGGUAAAUUUGAGCCAAAUGUUAUCUUGUCUUACAAAUGACGUGAUAAGCAGGAUAGCAUUCGGGAGGAAGUACAGCGGAGACGACGGUGAAGAUGGGAUAAAGUUUCAGAGACUGUUAGGAGAUUUCAUGAGAUUAUUGGGCAGUUUUAGUGUGGGAGAGUAUAUUCCUUUUCUUGGAUGGAUUAAUUGGAUAAAUGGAUUGAAUAAGAGUGUUGAUAGAACUGCUAAAGAGUUAGAUGAAUUUAUUGAUGCAAUAGUGGAAGAGCAUAUGGAUGGAUUCAGUAGCGAAGGAAGUGAAGAAGAUGUUAAGGAUUUUGUGCAUGUGCUGCUUGAGCUGCAAAAGGAGUACGGCGUAGGGGGUUCUCUUGAUCGAGAGAGUAUAAAGGCUCUAAUUCUGGAUGUUUUUGCUGGCGGAACUGACACCUCUUCCACAGUCUUGGAAUGGAUAAUGACAGAGCUCAUCCGGCACCCUAGAGUCAUGAAAGAAUUACAAAAUGAAGUGAAGAGAGUUGCACGAGAAAAAGCAAGCACAAGUCACAUAACGGAAGCUGAUUUAGACAAAAUGCAUUACACGAAAUUAGUGAUCAAGGAGGCACUUCGCUUGUACAGUCCUUUACCACUACUAGGACCAAGGGAAACAAUCCAAGAUGUCAAAGUAAUGGGCUAUCACAUUGCUGCAGGAACUAUGGUUUUAACCAAUGGUUGGGCCAUUUCAAGAGACCCCAAGACAUGGACCAAACCUGAAGAGUUUUGGCCUGAAAGAUUUUUGAACAAUUCCAUAGAUUUCAGAGGUCAUGACUUUGAAUUCAUUCCUUUUGGUACUGGCAGGAGGGGCUGUCCAGGAGUUUCAUUUGCCCUGCCCGUUGUUGAGCUUGUGUUGGCAAAUCUUGUGAAGAAUUUUGAGUGGGCAUUGCCUGAUGGAGCUAAGGGAGAGGACCUGGAUUUAGCUGAAACCUUUGGUGUUACUAUUCAUAGAAAGAAUCCUCUUCUUGCUGUUGCAACGCCUACUUCUGACUAGCAUUAACGCUGUAGGCUUUCUACUUCAUUAAGGUAAUAAUGUCAUCAGAAAUAAAUAUAUAAAUACUUAUGCA
Ricinus communis (castor bean) is the source of this 1726-nucleotide messenger RNA. RefSeq names its product cytochrome P450 736A117. The transcript has 2 exons. Gene Ontology annotation, molecular function: heme binding; oxidoreductase activity, acting on paired donors, with incorporation or reduction of molecular oxygen; iron ion binding. The record is from RefSeq and is a predicted model, not a curated record. Bases 88 to 1653 code for a protein of 521 amino acids. Lineage: Eukaryota; Viridiplantae; Streptophyta; Magnoliopsida; Malpighiales; Euphorbiaceae.